CCAACCUUGAACCUAGAGAGUCUUCGAGACUGUAUCAGUAUUAGGCCUUUCUAUGCCCCUCGUUCAUGCCCAAGGUGCUGCUGACAUUCACAACUUCAUGUUCAACACGCUUUCCGGAUCCUGAUCGUGAUACAUCAUUGACACUGGACCUGCUUGGUUCGUGCGCCGACACGUGAAUUGAGCCAAGCCGUUUUUGUCUUCCUGCUUGCCUCUUCGUGCGUCUGACCGCGCCGCCUCCAUCACGAUCACGACAUCCAGCACCAAAGCGAUCCCCCAGACGAGCGUCAUCGCUGUCAGCUCUGUCUGGCCAGAAACAUUGACUCGAAUCUCCAGCCGACGAUCCGAGCUGUUGGCGCUAGCGACUCUAGCGUGCAUGCGCGAUGUCUCACAAUCUAUUCUCUCCGCCGCCCGGGCUGCCGGACACACAGCGUGCCGGACCACACAUUGACGCAAACGCCGGGUAUCUUUCGCAACAUGACCCUUCUAGCAUCCUGGACCACUACCUACGUGUCGAUACAGAGAGGCAGAAUUUUCUUCAGUCCUUGAUUGAGAGGAUCAACUCAUAUACGCAGAGAAUCACGGAGCUUGAGCUUGACCUGGACGAUCAGAAGAGGUCGAGGAGUAGAUACCAGCAGCAGUCUGCUGAGUAUGAACGUGGUCUGCAGCUGUACGAACACCGCCUUAAAACCGAAGCUUUUGUAGUAGUUCUGGUCGAUGGCGAUGGCGCCAAGUUUAGAGAUGACCUAGUCCGCGAUCUAGCUGAUGGCGGCGAGAGAGCCGCCCAGUAUCUCAAGCGAGCUGUUCGCAAAUAUCUCGCAGACGCCGGGUUGCGACACGAGGACGUUCCGAUCCUAGUUCGGGUGUACGCUAAUCUCAAUGACCUUUCGAAGUCGUUGCGAAUGUCUCAGAUCACCCAGUCUGACGACCACAUGCGGAUCUUUGCAGAACGAUUCACUAAUAGCAGCGCCGAAAUUGAUUUUGUCAAUGUCGGCAAAGGAAAGGAGAAUGCCGACUCGAAGAUUCGCCGCAUGCUUAACCACUAUCACAAGAAUCUCCAAUGCCAGAAGAUCUUCCUCGCGGGCUGCUGCCACGACAACGGCUAUCUCCAUGACCUUAGAGAGUAUAGAGGAGUCGCCGACGAGAAGCUGGUUCUGCUUGAAACCACGACUGCAGAGCCAGGUUUUAGGAGCCUGGGAUAUCCUCUGAUCCGUUUUGAUGAUGUCUUUCGUUCGGAACCGCUCGCGAACGAGCACAAGCGAGGCUUUAUGUCACCACCGGGACUGCCAGCUUCUGGACAGUUUCAACGUCAUGUUGUGCGAGAGGUGAACGAUUCUCAACCUCUACUGACUCGACCUGCUCAGUCCGUGGCCGUUAUCGAACACCGAGCCAAUCCCUCGCCGCCGCCAUCCAAUUCUGACAGCACUCCUGUAACAACUACAUCUUCCCCUGUCCUGGUAGAUUUGACGGUGGACGAGGGCAGCGCCAAAGCCCCUACAGCCGCCCUUACUACUGCUCCUGCUGCUGUAGCCUCCAAGCCUCCAGUCGCGGCGGCGGCCGCCAAGACUGCGGCACCCAAGCCACCGUCUCGCAGUCAGAGCAUCAUUACUUCAGGCAAUGGCGGCACCUCAAUCAGCUACGCGAAUGUUGGGGGAACGACAGAGCAUAGCAACGUGACCGUCAAGCUCGCCAAGAAGAAGGAUCCCAGGGUUAUUCUCUGCAAUGCAGAUGGCUUCCGGAUCGACCCGCCUGCGCAGAGACCGGCGCCUUCGACCCCGGCCCAAACCAGCUACCAAAGGAAGCUUGACAGCAUCAAGCCGUCGGUCUUCUGCAACGACCACUACCUCCGGGGACGCUGUCAGUGGGGCACGAGCUGUGACAAGACUCACAACGUGGAGCUCACACCCGCGGAACUGGCCAUCCACCGUUACAAGGCGCGUACCAGUAUCUGCCCGGCCGGCCCGACGUGCGACGACUACGGCUGCUAUCUCAGCCACCACUGCAUUCGGGAGCCAUGCAAGUUUGGCAACCAGUGCCCAUUUAAUUCUAAACGCUACGGCGACCUGCACCAUUCCAAGAUGGAUCUUGUGGUCACCACCAAGUGGACCGAAGGCAACAGCAUUCCAGACAAGAUCCGGAAGUGAGAUCUCAUAGUGGCCUUGCGUCCAACAUGUGAUCGGUUUAGGCGUGCAACUGUAGUGAAGGUGAAGACCGAGAAUCUUAAUUUUUUAGCAUAUUGUAACCAGGAAUACUCUCAACAAGUCCCUUCCUUCCGCAUAACUGUAUGGGAGUCUAGCUAGCAGAAUUAGGAUAGCAAUUUCUCGCAGGCGGCCAAGCUUGUCCCCGGCGUGUUACUGUGGAAGGAGCCACAAUGAUGGAGGUGACGGAUGGAUAGCACAAAGUUUCAUAGUUGAUUUAGGAAUACCACGCUCUCUCUUUCCCA
Molecule: messenger RNA, 2440 nt
Organism: Microdochium trichocladiopsis
Lineage: Eukaryota; Fungi; Ascomycota; Sordariomycetes; Xylariales; Microdochiaceae
Exons: 5
Coding region: 381-2141 (586 amino acids)
Molecular function (GO): metal ion binding
Source: RefSeq, a predicted model, not a curated record